AUGUUUGCAGUUACCGUGGAAAAGAGGGAUACAGACACCCUCAUCCCAUUGAUCCUGAAAUUCAUCAAGCCAGGGUCAAUCAUCAGGAGCGACCACUGGCCUGUCUACUUUGGAAUUGAAGACCUUGAGAUGGACCUUGGAGAUGGUUUGUCCCUUCCACUGUAUGAGUGGGAGGGAGUUAAUCACUCGCUGCACUUCAAGGACCCAGAGACUGGGGUGCACACCAACACUAUUGAGGGCACCUGGAAUGGUGUCAAAAGGUCCAUCCCUGUCCGUCGCAGGACCAAGAAGCAGGUUCAAGGCUGCCUCUUUGAGUUCAUUUGGAAGCGCCGCAAUGAAGGGAAUCUCUGGAAUGGCCUCUUGGCAGCUCUCAGAGACGUCAAGUAUGACUACUAG
Seminavis robusta is the source of this 396-nucleotide messenger RNA. Lineage: Eukaryota; Bacillariophyta; Bacillariophyceae; Naviculales; Naviculaceae. The record is from the annotation of a GenBank genome assembly.